Messenger RNA from Nycticebus coucang (slow loris), 4685 nucleotides. RefSeq names its product eukaryotic translation initiation factor 3 subunit B (gene EIF3B). Gene Ontology annotation, biological process: translational initiation. Gene Ontology annotation, molecular function: translation initiation factor activity; RNA binding; translation initiation factor binding. Bases 500 to 2950 code for a protein of 816 amino acids. The transcript has 19 exons. Lineage: Eukaryota; Metazoa; Chordata; Mammalia; Primates; Lorisidae. The record is from RefSeq and is a predicted model, not a curated record. Gene Ontology annotation, cellular component: eukaryotic translation initiation factor 3 complex.
GCAAUCGUUUGUUGAGUUUACAUUUUUUAUGGUAUUAAUUUCUUAGUUAGAUUAUAUUCUCAAACAAUUUAGCAUACUAGGAUGAUUUGUGAUACCUACCUUCGGUGCCACAAAUAGUUCAGUCUUUCUCCUUAUUGCCUGAUGGGAGAAGGAAGGGAGCGGCUGCCAUAUUGGACGGAACCAACUGCUACCGCAACUGGGGUAGUUAUUGAACGUAAUGAGUUUAUUGAUUAAGCGAAAACAACUUUGGUGAAGGGAAUUCAGCACUUUCCUGCUACGAAAGUGUUAUUUUGAUUUCUGGUAGACACCGUCUUGGGAAUCUGAGCUCUUCAGGCUCGUAGUGAGGGACCGGGGCGUGGGUGACCCUCCCCGCAGCCCUGGUGCGGCUUCCCCAGUCGCGCGCACAUGGCUUGGCGGUAGCCGGCGCGGCGCGCGGUGCGGCCUGGGAGAGUCGGAAGCGCGGCGGCGGCAGACCUGCUUGGGAGGCAGCGUCGGGCCCAUGCAGGACGCGGAGAACGUGGCGGUGCCCGAGGCGGCCGAGGAGCGGGCCGAGCCCGGCCAACAGCAUCCUGCCGCCGAGCUGCCGCCGGAGGAGGAGCUGCAGAGACCUGCUGGGCCCGGCGCUCCGGAGGCGGCGGGAACCGAGGGCGCAAAGGAGGAGGUGGGAGAGACCCGGCCAGAGCCCGAGGUGAGGGCCGAGCCAGCUGCCGGGGCGGAGACAGUGGCAGAGGCGACCCUGGGCCCGUCCAAGUCGCCCUCGCCACCGUCUGUCGAGGAGCCUCCGGGGUCUCAGGCCGAUCCCUCGACCCCAACGCUUGGCGAGGCUACAGGGGAACAGUCCCGGGACGAGCCCGCCGACAGCCGGGCACAGGCAUCGUCCGAGGAGGCUGCCGGGAACGAAGGCAGCGCGGCCGAGGCGGAGCCUCGGGCGUUGGAGAACGGUGACGCAGACGAGCCCUCCUUCAGCGACCCUGAAGACUUCGUGGACGACGUGAGCGAGGAAGAGUUACUAGGAGAUGUGCUCAGAGAUCGGCCCCAGGAAGCAGAUGGAAUCGAUUCUGUGAUUGUGGUGGACAAUGUUCCUCAGGUGGGACCUGACCGACUUGACAAACUCAAAAAUGUCAUCCACAAGAUUUUUUCCAAGUUUGGGAAAAUCACAAAUGAUUUUUAUCCUGAAGAGGAUGGGAAGACAAAAGGGUACAUUUUCUUGGAAUACGUGUCUCCUGCGCAUGCUGUGGAUGCUGUGAAAAAUGCUGAUGGCUACAAGCUUGACAAGCAGCACACAUUCCGGGUCAACCUCUUCACGGAUUUUGACAAAUAUAUGACAAUCAGUGAUGAAUGGGAUAUUCCAGAGAAACAGCCUUUCAAAGAUCUGGGGAAUUUACGUUACUGGCUUGAAGAGGCAGAAUGCAGAGAUCAAUAUAGUGUAAUUUUUGAGAGUGGAGACCGCACUUCCAUAUUCUGGAAUGAUGUGAAAGACCCUGUCUCAAUUGAAGAAAGAGCGAGAUGGACAGAAACAUACGUGCGUUGGUCUCCUAAAGGUACUUACCUAGCUACUUUUCAUCAAAGAGGCAUUGCUCUUUGGGGUGGAGAGAAAUUCAAGCAAAUCCAGAGAUUCAGCCACCAAGGGGUUCAGCUCAUUGAUUUCUCACCUUGUGAAAGAUACCUGGUGACUUUCAGCCCCCUGAUGGACACUCAGGAUGAUCCUCAAGCCAUAAUCAUCUGGGACAUCCUUACAGGGCACAAGAAGAGAGGUUUUCAUUGUGAAAGCUCAGCCCAUUGGCCUAUAUUUAAGUGGAGCCAUGAUGGUAAAUUCUUUGCAAGAAUGACACUUGAUACCCUUAGCAUCUAUGAAACUCCUUCUAUGGGUCUUUUGGACAAGAAGAGUUUGAAGAUCUCUGGAAUAAAAGACUUUUCUUGGUCUCCUGGUGGUAACAUAAUAGCUUUUUGGGUGCCUGAAGACAAAGACAUUCCAGCCAGGGUAACACUGAUGCAGCUCCCCAGCAGACAAGAGAUCCGAGUAAGGAAUCUAUUUAAUGUCGUGGAUUGCAAGCUACAUUGGCAAAAAAAUGGAGAUUACUUGUGUGUGAAAGUAGAUAGGACUCCAAAAGGUACCCAGGGUGUUGUCACAAAUUUUGAAAUUUUCCGAAUGAGGGAAAAACAGGUACCUGUUGAUGUGGUUGAAAUGAAAGAAACCAUCAUAGCCUUUGCCUGGGAACCAAAUGGGAGUAAAUUUGCUGUGCUGCAUGGAGAGGCCCCGCGGAUAUCCGUGUCUUUCUACCACGUCAAAAACAAUGGGAAGAUCGAGCUCAUCAGAAUGUUUGAUAAGCAGCAAGCAAACACCAUCUUCUGGAGCCCUCAGGGACAGUUUGUUGUGCUGGCUGGUCUAAGGAGUAUGAACGGUGCCUUAGCAUUUGUUGAUACUUCAGACUGCACAGUUAUGAACAUUGCAGAGCACUAUAUGGCCUCUGAUGUCGAGUGGGAUCCUACAGGACGUUACGUUGUCACCUCUGUGUCCUGGUGGAGCCAUAAGGUGGACAAUGCUUAUUGGCUGUGGACUUUUCAAGGGCGCCUUCUGCAGAAGAAUAACAAGGACCGCUUUUGCCAGCUACUGUGGCGACCUCGGCCCCCAACACUCCUGAGCCAGGAACAGAUCAAGCAAAUUAAAAAGGAUCUGAAAAAGUACUCUAAGAUCUUUGAACAGAAGGAUCGUUUGAGCCAAUCCAAAGCCUCAAAGGAAUUGGUGGAGAGAAGGCGAACCAUGAUGGAAGAUUUCCGAAAAUACCGAAAAAUGGCCCAAGAACUCUAUAUGGAGCAGAAAAAUGAGCGUCUGGAAUUAAGAGGAGGGGUGGACACAGAUGAGCUAGAUAGCAACGUGGAUGAUUGGGAAGAAGAGACUAUUGAAUUCUUCGUCACUGAAGAGAUCAUUCCUCUUGGGAACCAGGAGUGAUCUGGAGCACUGUGUGUCACAGUUCCUAUUGUGCUGGAACCAAGGUCAUCCUCUUACAGAAAGCCUACACAACUCCUGAAUUUUACCUGUGCUUUCUCUUGCUCUGGACUGUGAAUGCACCCGGGAUUCUUCCAUCGCAACACAUUUUUGUGCCUUUAAACCCCUGGUGUCCACAGUGGGGGAAGUUUCAAGGCACUGCUUUCACUUUUUUCUCGUUUGGGGUUUUUUUAAUCAGUACCACCAGUGUUUGCUACUUAUACUCUUAUGCAGUGCAACCAGCAGGUACAUUUUUGCUCCUGCGGUCAGUGGUAUUUCCAAGGUGUUCCAUCCACAGUUGAGUGGUGUUUCCAUUCAAGAACUCUUGGCUGUCCUGUUCAUGGGCCAGUGCUGGGUGUGUCCUGGAGACUAGCAGGAAAGCAGUACCUUGCUGUGUCCCACUGUGCUCAGACGGUGCUGCAGCACCUCCUACCCCCACUAUUCAGGUUGUGGUAGGUUCUCUUAACAGGUUGAAUGUGGAAAUAAAAGCAAACCUAUAUGAAAAGCUGUCUUUCUCUUCUCUUUGAAUGUAGAUGGUGAUCUUGAUUUGGUACCUGUCUCCCAUCCCUUCCUUGCCAUUCCAGGGCUCCCCAGACACCAUCACAUUCAGUCAACACAUGCACACAGCUUAGUGGGGAGGACAGAGAGCAGUCGCCACCUCUGCUCAGCUGUGCAUUACAGCCAGUCCAGAACAUUAUGCCUUUUUUUUUCUUUGAAAAAAUGCUUGCCAUAUUACCUGAUGAGAACCCUUUAGACUUUUCCUUAGAGUGAGACAAAUUGGAAUAUUUUUAUUAAGAAUUGUAGGGUUAGCCAUUAUUACUUGGUUCUGUUUGAAUAUUUAACUUCCUUUUUUCCUCUUGAGAAGGGAGCAAACAAACUGAUAUGAUUUCAGUUUUUUUCUGUCUGUAGUAUCCAGCUACCCUCAGUGCCUUGUGAGCUGCGGUCUCAUCUACCUCUCUCUUUUGCUCUCUCUUUUGCUCAUGGAACCUGAAGCUGAGUUUAAAAGCAGAGAAGUACAGGCGCCACACUCAGUUCACAGCCAGGGGCACUCACAGACCUACAGCAGCAUUUGAGAUGGGAGGAGAAACUGUAGUUAUGGGGAGAGGACAAAGGCAAGAUGCAGGCCCUAGAGAAGCUGGAUUGGCUGCUGUUGAGAGUAAUUAUUGGCCUGGGAAUUCCAUAUUGACCAAUCUGGAGUCUUGAGGUUCUCAGAGGCUUGCCCUCACAAAAGCCUCUGGUUGUCUCAGAUUCCCUAGGUGUGGGGAAGGCACUUUGUGCUUUUCAUAUGAGCCUUACCUUUUUCUGAUCUAUGAUCUUUCUAAAAUUCUGAUUGUCACAGUCCUACCAUUAGGCUUAUCCCGUGCGCAUCAGCGUUCACUUUAAUAGCAAGUCUUAUUGACUCAUGUUCUUUAAAAUAGUGUGCCAAGAAACAUUUUUCUAAUUUCAUGGAUGUAAGAAAAAGCCACACAGCUCUAUUAUAUUAACAGCUGCUUAACUGAACUUUCACAAAGUUAACUUUUCUGCUGUGAGCUAGGUUAAGCCUCGGCACUCUAGCCUGGAGCAACAGAGUGAGACUCUGUCUCAAAAAUUAACUUUUCGUUGUUUUAAACUUACUAGCUGUAAUCAUUUCACAUAAUUUGUAAAUAAAGAAUUUCGGAAAGAGUAAUCAUUUCGCAUAAUUUGUAAAUAAAGAAUUUCG